AUGCAGCGUACAUCGGGUUUGGUGGUUUUCCUCCUAACCCAAGUUGCCUAUGCCCAGCAGACCCUCUGGGGCCAAUUAAGCACGACAAGCACGACUUCAACAUCCAAGACCACCCUGGUGACUACCACUGCCACUACCACUACCAAGGGAUCCACCACUGGAACUACCACUACGGCCCCUACUGUUACCAACAGUGGCAAUCCGUUCAGCGGCUACCAGCUCUACGCAAACCCAUACUACUCCUCGGAGGUCUUCACUUUGGCAAUUCCGUCUCUGACGAGCUCUCUCGCUGCUAAGGCCAGCGCAGUGGCUAAGGUCCCAUCUUUCGUCUGGCUUGACACGGCUGCCAAAGUUCCGACCAUGGGAACUUACCUUGCCGACAUCCAGACACAGAACAAGGCCGGUGCUAGCCCUCCCAUCGCUGGUAUUUUUGUGGUCUAUGACUUGCCGGACCGUGACUGCGCCGCUCUUGCCAGCAACGGCGAGUACUCGAUUGCCAACAACGGAGUUGCGAACUACAAAGCGUACAUUGACGCAAUCAGGGCUCAGAUUCUCAAGUACUCUGAUGUGCAGACUAUUUUGGUCAUCGGUCAGGCCCUAAACCCUAGUCAGCCCGAUAGUCUCGCCAACCUCGUAACCAACCUAAAUGUGGCUAAGUGCGCCAACGCUGAAAGCGCCUAUCUGGAGUGCGUCAACUAUGCGUUGAUUCAGCUCAACUUGCCAAAUGUCGCGAUGUAUAUUGAUGCCGGAAAACUCCCAUUUAUCCUUCUUAGAAAGGGAGUGGUGGCUGAGUCGAUGUAUCUAGGACACGCCGGCUGGCUAGGAUGGUCUGCUAAUCUCCAACCUGCCGCUACCCUCUUCGCCAACGUGUACAAGAACGCAUCGUCACCGGCUGCUGUACGCGGAUUGGCUACUAAUGUUGCCAACUACAAUGCCUGGACAAUCAGUCCGUGCCCAUCCUACACUUCAGGCGACUCCAACUGUGACGAGAAGCUUUAUGUCAAUGCAAUUGCCCCUCUGCUUCAGUCUGCCGGCUUCAAUGCUCACUUCAUCACCGAUACUUCCCGCAACGGUGUUCAGCCAACCAAGCAAAACGCAUGGGGUGAUUGGUGCAACGUCAUUGGCACUGGAUUCGGUGUUCGCCCCACGACAGAUACUGGCGAUGCUCUUCAGGAUGCAUUCGUUUGGGUUAAGCCUGGCGGAGAGUGUGACGGUACAUCAGAUACCACCUCGGCGCGAUACGAUGCCCACUGCGGAUACAGCGAUGCUUUGCAGCCUGCCCCUGAAGCCGGAACUUGGUUCCAGGCCUAUUUCGAGCAGUUGCUCACGAAUGCCAACCCGUCAUUCUAA
Penicillium daleae is the source of this 1350-nucleotide messenger RNA. RefSeq names its product glycoside hydrolase family 6 protein. The transcript has 7 exons. The record is from RefSeq and is a predicted model, not a curated record. Lineage: Eukaryota; Fungi; Ascomycota; Eurotiomycetes; Eurotiales; Aspergillaceae. Gene Ontology annotation, biological process: cellulose catabolic process. Gene Ontology annotation, molecular function: hydrolase activity, hydrolyzing O-glycosyl compounds. Bases 1 to 1350 code for a protein of 449 amino acids.